AUGGACCGAAAUGAGUACAACCUGCUCAAGAUGGACUCUAAUCAGGACUUGGGCGAUUUCCUUGCUAAGUUUACCCGUCUCGCCGAAGAAUCUACCAGCUUAGAUCUUCGAAAACAGGACCUCUACGCCAAGAUACCGACCUUGAUACAGAACCAGGUCAUGAUGGAUGUCGAUGACGAGAGUGCCACCCUAGACCAGUUUGUUCGCAAGUGCCAGCGUGCUUCCGGCCUGAUUUCUCAGCAGCACGCUACUCGCAACCUUAAUAAGGCAAAUGACAACAAGAAGAAUGACGGCAACGGUGGUAAUACAGCUAAGAACAUCACUACCACGCCUAACAAUUAUCCCCCAGUCCUCGGUCCCGUCUUGGACCCUUGUCCCCGCCAUCUUGGCCCCCCGAGUCCGAGAUGGCCUUGGCACGGCCGGAUACAUCGUCUAUCUGGUAGUGGAAUAAGCACCGGACAACCUUAUGAUCAAGAUGACGCGGCUCGCUACUUGGAGAGACAACCUUCGCAGCACUCUACCGCAAGUGUGACCCAAGUCAUUUUGCGAUCAUGGUUUGCUCAUUAUCUACUUCAAUGGACAACAGAAACAGAAAUGUUACUCCCGGCAGUUGACUCAACAUACAAGAUCAUAUUCAGUGUCCAGCAUGAUCCAAUUAACCUCAACAACUGA
Molecule: messenger RNA, 672 nt
Organism: Penicillium alfredii
Lineage: Eukaryota; Fungi; Ascomycota; Eurotiomycetes; Eurotiales; Aspergillaceae
Exons: 1
Coding region: 1-672 (223 amino acids)
Source: RefSeq, a predicted model, not a curated record